AUGGAUUCUCGUAUCCAAUUUUAUCUUGUGACUUUCAUGGUCACUUUGGCAACAGUUUUGAGCCCUACCGUUGCAAAGCUGACUCCUAAUUAUUAUGACAGAAUUUGUCCUAAGGCAUUGCCAAUCAUAAAGUUAGCUGUUAAGCAAGCAAUUUAUCGUGAGCCACGCAUUGGAGCUUCAUUAUUGCGUUUGCAUUUCCACGAUUGCUUUGUUAACGGUUGUGAUGGAUCAGUUCUUCUAGAUGACACUCCUACCUUCCGUGCUGCAGUUACCAAAGCUUGCACACGUGAUGUUGUAUCAUGCGCAGAUAUUUUAGCCAUAGCGGCUCGAGAUUCUGUAGCCAUAUUGGGUGGUAACCAAUAUUGGUACCAAGUGUUGCUAGGAAGAAGAGAUGCAAGAACUGCAAGCUGGGAUGCUGCAAAUGCAAAUCUUCCACCUCCAUUUUUCAAUUUCUCACAACUCAUCACAAAUUUCAAUUCUCAUGGCCUAAACCUUAAAGACUUAGUUGUUCUAUCUGGUGGCCACACAAUUGGACUUGCCAGAUGCACUACUUUUAGAGACAGGAUCUUCAAUGACACCAACAUAGACGCCACUUUUGCAGCCAAUUUACAGAAAACAUGUCCUCGAAUAGGAGGCGACAACAGCUUAGCACCAUUUGAUUCUACUCCAAAAAAAGUUGACACAGCAUACUAUAAGGCUUUGUUGUACAAAAAGGGUCUCCUUCAUUCUGAUCAAGAGCUUUUCAAAGGUGAUGGUUCUCAAAGUGAUAGAUUGGUGCUGAAAUAUAGCAAAGACUCUUAUGCUUUUGCUAAAGAUUUUGGAGUUUCUAUGAUCAAGAUGGGUAACUUGAAGCCUCUUACUGGGAAAAAGGGUGAGAUAAGGUGCAAUUGCAGAAAAGUCAACAACUCCUGA
Molecule: messenger RNA, 912 nt
Organism: Vicia faba (fava bean)
Lineage: Eukaryota; Viridiplantae; Streptophyta; Magnoliopsida; Fabales; Fabaceae
Source: the annotation of a GenBank genome assembly